AUGUUGUCCCUGUCUCAGGUCUUAUCCACACUUUCUUUCCUCACUGCUGCAGCCAGCGCAAGUACUUGUGGCACCCAUUAUCAACACGAUGUUGUCGUAUAUGGAGGAUCCUCGGGUGGCUAUGCCGCUGCCAUUCAAUUGUCCCGUCUAAACCGCAGUGUUGCCCUAAUUGAACCGUACUCACACAUUGGAGGAAUAGCCGUUGACGGAUUCGGCGCGUCUGAUAUCGACUCACAGGCCGAGUACCAAAACUCCCUCGCUGUGGGACCCCUUGCGCUUGAAUUCUAUCGGCGUAUAAGCAUGCGCUACGGCAAUGUCGCGGCGUUUGAUGCUGCUUGGUUCAACCACACCAAGAACAAGACGCUCUGGAGGUUCGAGAGCCAUGUCGCCGAGUCAGUGCUCAAUGACUGGAUCUCCGAGGAGAAGAUUGACGUCUUUCUCGAUACAUAUUUGAAACAAAGUGGUGAAGCGGUCAUCAAAGAGGGAACAAAAGUUAAGUCUCUCAUCACGGAGCAGGGCCAUGUCUUCUCUGGAGAAGUCUUUAUCGAUGCGACUUACGAGGGCGACCUACUUGCUGCGUCGGGCGUCUCAACAACGAUUGGCAGAGAGUCAGCGGCGACGUUCAAUGAAACUAAUGGAGGCGUGCGCGUCAACACCACGUUUUCGCAACUUACUGUCGAUGUUGACCCCUAUGUCACACCAGGAGAUCCGUCUAGUGGUCUCAUCCCUACCGUUCAGCCAGGUGAGCUUGGAGCACCAGGCAGUGGUGAUAAAUCCUUGGCCGCAUACGUAUUCCGAAUGUGUUUGACCAAUGACACUUCCAAUAUGGUCCCUUGGACCAAGCCAGCGAAUUACAACGCAUCCGAGUACAUUCUAUGGUCAAGAUAUGUCGCUGCCGGCGGACAUAUUCUUACUCCCGACCCCGUCGUUCCCGGUUUCAAGACGGACACUAUCGGAAGUACAACUCUGGGCUUGGGGUUCGAUCUUCCAGGAAGAACUCUUGCUUGGCCCGAGGGAAACCAUAGCACUAGAGCUCAGCUCCUCCAAGAACUCACCGAUUGGCAAAAAGGACAAUUGUACUUUUUUGCCAAUGAUCCGUCCAUGCCAAAUUCCACUCGUUCAGUCUGGAGUUCAUGGGGGUACGCAAAAGACGAGUUCAUCGAUAAUGACCAUUUCCCUAGGAAGUUAUACGUUCGGGAUGGUAGGAGAAUGGUCAAGGACGAUUUCAUUAUCACGGCGCGAACAGCUGCGUAUCCCGCUGUUGAAGCUCCAGCCAGUGAUCCAAUCGCAGUUGCCUUUUGGCCCACGGACGUGCAUAUUGCGCGAAGAAUAGUCAAGAACGGGUUCGUCUAUGAUGAAGGUUCAAUUUUCAAACAGGGACCAGCUUGGCAGCCUUUUGGCAUCUCUUACCAAGCAGUUACACCCAUGCGCAACGAAACCACUAAUCUCAUGAGUCCGACCGUCAUGGCUGUUUCGCAUUUGGGCUACGGGGCUGUGCGCAUCGAGAACACCUUUAUGAACCUGGGCCAGGCUGUUGCCUAUGCUGCUUCGGUUGCGCUGGAAAUGAGAGUUGAUGUCCAGGAUGUGCCAUAUUCUGUCCUUGGGGCGAGAUUGUCUGCAGCAAAUGCCGUAUUGGAUGCGACCACCGUAGUCGCGCAGAGACGUCUUCUUUCACGAUCCGAGCCUGAUCAAUUCUCGCCACCGAAUCACUCCAGCAUCUCACCAAGUUUAUUGUCACCGCCGACUGCACGUAGAGAUACAAUCAACUCUCCCAGCCGGAUGAACGCAACCACGCAUAUAACAUCACCCGCAGAAGACGCCACAUCACCAGCAAGACCAGUCAGAGAACAAGUCGGCACAGCCUUUGCGCAACCUGAUCAGAAUGAGCACCGACUACAUAGAGAAGACACAGUCCAUACCUCCCACGACGAUGAUGUUUCGGUCGAAUAUAGUCCUGCUUACCUGGGAAGUUCCAGCGCCGUGGGCUUCAUGAGCGAGGUAUACCAGACCUUCAAGUCUGGUAACGGGGGCAACAGCACAAACGACAAUGCAGAUGUGACCGCGCAUGACCAGAACUAUGCGCCGUGGUUUGGCCGUGCAGGAUCGAUGGAGGAUUCCAACUCGAUCAUGGCAGAUUUUGUGGUGCCGCCGAGAAAGAUAGCCGACGGCCUUAUACACCACUACUGGGAGGGCGCUCACCCUUUACAACCCUUUAUCCACAAAGGCACUUUCAUGAAAAGGUAUAAUGAACUCUGGCAGACCGAUACGGCCGACUCUGGCGAACUGCACGCAUUUGGACGUAGCAAGUCAGUGUACACAGCGCAAGUCUUUCACUGCACGUUAAAUCUGGUGUUUGCUCUCGGUUGCCGCUUCCGUUCCAUGUCGAGCGGCAGACAACGACCAGGCUCUGACAGGACCCAUGAACAAUUUGCCCAUCGGGCCACUCGGCUUCUCAGCCUGGAUUUGAUGGACUACGGAUCCAUCCAGCUUGUCCAGGCCCUUAUCCUGAUGGCUCAAUACCUUCAGACUCUAAAUAUGUCGAGUAAAUGCUGGGUAAUUGUAGGGAUGGCGAUUCGUGUCGCCCAAGGGCUGGCAUUGCAUCUCGAUGUAGCUGGCGAGACACAGGCUCAAAGAGAAGAGAGGAGACGAACCUGGCACUCUUGCGAGCUUUUGGACAGUGUAUUAAGCAUGACCUUUGGACGUCCGCUCAUGCUGGAACUCAAAUCGUCUACGCCGCUGCCCGCAAUGAUAGAUGACGAGCACCUCGCAACCACUCCUGAUGCCGACGAUGGGACACAGCCUUCUUCUACUCCUGCCAGGUGCGCCUUCUUUGUGUCAAUCAUCAAGCUUUCUCACAUUACUGCCGAAAUUCUAAGGUUAUUCUACUUUUCCUCACCAGGAGCCUCGACUCGAGAUCGUCUUACAGAGGACUACCCAUCGCUGCUCAGGCUGGACGCAGCGCUAGAACGUUGGAAAGAAGAGUUGCCAUCGUAUCUACGAUAUGAAAAUGUGCAGCAAGAAUCUCCCAGUGCUGCAGAUGUAUUUACUCGUCAGGCGCAUCUACUGCACCAUCGAUUUCUCUAUGGAAGAGUACUCCUUUUCCGGCGCGUCGUGGUGCGCAUGGCCGCCGCGUCCGUCUUGCAACGUCCUGCCCCGUCUGGAGCGGAAAUACAGCAGGUGGUCACUUUUACCUGCAUUGAUAAAUGUAUAGCAGCCGCACAGGGUCUGCUAGAUUUGAUCCGCUGCAACCUGGGUACAUGGUUUCUCCCACCUACCUGGUAUACCGUCUUUGUUAUUUAUACAACAGGGACGGUCUUUACUGUGGUGUUGCUUACACCGUCAUUGCGCGAGCGCUUGACAGUCGAUCAGAGACAGCAACUUCAACAAUCCUGGAACCAGUGCGUCGAAUGUCUCCGAGAGUACCAAAGACUAGGUGAUUCAUCUGCCUCCAAGUGCCUCUCCAACCUUCAGAGGAUAUACAAUCGGGAAGGCAUCGAGACCCGGGAUGCGCCGCCCAGACCUGGCGGGCAGCCUCGUAACGCACCACCACCACCGAGUCAGGCUGGGCAGCAGGGCUCAUCAGCCCAGAUGACCACGGGCACCAACAACGCUGAGAGUGCACCGACUUUUUGGAUCCCAGAUUUGAACGAGGGACAAAACUUUGAGUGGGAUGUAAAUGAGUGGGCUUUCAAUUGGACAAACGAUUGUAUUGAUUGGCCCGGCGACUUUGCGACACUUUCACGUAAUGAGGCAUGA
Pestalotiopsis fici W106-1 is the source of this 3756-nucleotide messenger RNA. RefSeq lists its product as uncharacterized. The transcript is spliced from 12 exons. Bases 1 to 3756 code for a protein of 1251 amino acids. NCBI's taxonomy places the organism in Eukaryota, Fungi, Ascomycota, Sordariomycetes, Amphisphaeriales, Sporocadaceae. Gene Ontology annotation, cellular component: nucleus. Gene Ontology annotation, biological process: DNA-templated transcription; positive regulation of transcription from RNA polymerase II promoter by galactose. The record is from RefSeq and is a predicted model, not a curated record. Gene Ontology annotation, molecular function: zinc ion binding; RNA polymerase II cis-regulatory region sequence-specific DNA binding; DNA-binding transcription factor activity, RNA polymerase II-specific.